AUGAGUACCGAAGUCAUAGCAGCAGAAGCUCGACUUGCUCAACAUCGAGACGGCGCAGCACACGCGAAAAUUCAAUUAGCAGAGUCUUUGGAUGCGUUGAAGGCUGCACAAAACCGACUGUUGGUGAAGCGGCUGGACGAGACGAUCAAGCAGCAGCGGGAUGUGGAGCAGGAGGCCCUUACGUACUUAAAGAAUGUGAACUCGUUGUAUCAACGUACAGCCAAGUGGAAAGCUGAACAGAAGCGUUUUCGCUCGACUUUGGACGGAUUGGACCACUUUGCGGAAUGGGCCGCUGCUACUGAGAAUAGUUUGCAUGGUAUUGCUGGCAAUUUGGAGUACGUGUGCGCUGUACUGGAUAAAGAACAACAAGAAGCAACAAACGACGGCUAUACACGAGUGCAAGAGUUUACGUGA
Peronospora belbahrii is the source of this 414-nucleotide messenger RNA. The record is from the annotation of a GenBank genome assembly. Lineage: Eukaryota; Oomycota; Peronosporomycetes; Peronosporales; Peronosporaceae.